Brenthis ino (lesser marbled fritillary) is the source of this 1275-nucleotide messenger RNA. NCBI's taxonomy places the organism in Eukaryota, Metazoa, Arthropoda, Insecta, Lepidoptera, Nymphalidae. The record is from the annotation of a GenBank genome assembly.
AUGAAAAAACGAUACAGCAAGGAUGACACUCCUCCUAAGGGUAUGGCAAACUUGAAUUUCCAGCAAGCGCCUAGAAGCCUAGCAAGUGGUGGAGUUGGCGGUAGAGUUGGGUCAGGAUUGGUUGGAGGAGUUUCAGGGCAUGUGACACCAACAUUUGGUGGUGCCCUGUCGCCAGGACGGGGUUCCACGGUAAUGCCAGGAGGGGCUCCACCCUCCAUGGCAUCUAGAUCAACACUAUUCGGACAAAGGACAUUUGCAGAUCGUAGAGUUCCAAUGGCCACUCCACUAUCACAAGCAAACUCAAAUUCAAUGUCGAGUAUGGCGAAUCUGUCGAGGUUCAACGCGGGUAACUACCACUCGGUGUUCGGUGAGGGCGGGGACACGUCGACGCCGCCGCUGCUGGACCUGAGUGAGUUCCCGUCGCUGACGGCGCGGGGCGCUGGCGACCAGGCCCCCGCGGCCGCGCCUCCGCCCCCCGGCUCUAAACCUUACGUGGGUAUGGUGAAGCAGCCAACAUCCGAGCAAUCAGAGUUCACGAUGUCAUCAGAGGACUUCCCCGCGCUGCCCGGCACGUCGGCCGGCGCGCACGCGCCUGCGCCGCCCGACUACGUGCACGCGCCCGACAAGCCUCGCAAGGGGAUACAGACCUCGCCGGACGGUGAGUUUGUCAGUCAAGGAGCACAUACGGAAUAUUACGGCAAAGUGACAAACAUACCAGAAACAAUGAUACCUAACCAGUUUGGAAUAGUGGGGCUGUUAACUUUCAUCAGAGCGGCCGAAUCUGACCCGAGCCUGGUGUCGUUGGCUUUAGGACAAGAUUUGACGGCUUUAGGCCUCAAUUUGAAUUCACCAGACAAUUUGUACCUCACCUUCGCUGGCCCUUGGGCGGAUACGCCCUGCAGGCCACAAGACAUGGACUAUCACGUUCCCCCCGAGUAUCUCAUCAACGGCUCCAUAAGAGAGAAGCUAGCGCCACUACGACUCAGUCGGUACAAGGAGGAUCUACUGUUCUACCUGUUCUACUGCUUCGUGGGCGAUGUACUGCAGAUUGCUGCGGCGGCGGAGUUAUACAACCGCGAAUGGCGGUAUCACAUGGAAGAGAAAGUGUGGAUCUCGCAAGCGCCCGGCAUGCCUAUGGUGGAGAAGACUUCCACGUACGAGCGCGGCACUUACUACUUCUUUGAUGCGCACAAUUGGCGCAAGGUGGCGAAAGAAUUCCACUUAGACUACAGCAAGCUCGAGGGCCGGCCGCAGCUGCCGCCGCACGUGCUCACG